GUUGGCUGUGUGUGUGGAGGACUGCGAGAGGCCCAGAGAGCUGGUGAGAGGGGAACACAGAUCAGUUACAGCAGCCAGGCCAGCAAGUGAUCAGAGAACUGAGAGGGUGGACGUGGUUUGGAUCUAAGACAGACGAGUCAGAAAGCCAGGAUUUCUGUCCAUACAGGUGGACCAUAUCGAGGUGUUAGUGUGGACGAGACAGGACAGGCGGUCAGGGGGCAGGGGCACAGACAGACAGACAGACAGACAGACAGACAGACAGACAGACAGGGAACACCUGGACCAAGCAGGGCAUUGAGUUACCCUGAGUAAGAGGAAGCUUUUUUUUCCUGAGUUUUUACAGCCACUCUCUCUCUCAGCUCGGCUGCAGAACAAAAGCAGAGGAGUGCAGCUGUGUUGCUGUGAUCUGAGAAGAGCAUGUUUGACUGUAUGGAGGCUCUGGGGCUGCUCCCCCGGCCCCUCUUUGAUGUGUCCGGACAGGGCUCCUGCAUGCUGGGGAAGGCCACCCCUUACUUCUCCGGCCUGGACCCCUUCGCCUGGGCCGGGACCAGCAGCAUCCAGUCGGUGGAGACCCAGAGCACCAGUUCAGAGGAGAUGGUGCCCAGCUCUCCUUCUCCUCCUCCUCCUCCUCGGGUCUACAAGCCGUGCUUCGUGUGCCAGGACAAGUCGUCCGGUUAUCACUACGGAGUGAGCUCCUGUGAGGGCUGCAAGGGUUUCUUCAGGCGCAGUAUCCAGAAGAACAUGGUGUACACCUGCCACCGAGACAAGAACUGUCAGAUCAACAAGGUGACCCGAAACCGCUGCCAGUACUGCCGGCUGCAGAAGUGCUUCGAGGUUGGCAUGUCCAAGGAAGCGGUGCGCAACGACAGGAACAAAAAGAAGAAGGACGUGAAGGAGGAGGUGGUGCUGCCAGAGAACUACGAGCUGAGCGGCGAGCUGGAGGAACUGGUGAACAAAGUCAGCAAAGCUCACAAGGAGACCUUUCCAUCUCUGAUGCAACUCGGAAAAUACCACACAAACUCAAGUGCUGAGCACAGAGUGCAGCUGGACUUGGGCCUGUGGGAUAAGUUCAGUGAGCUCUCCACUAAGUGCAUUAUAAAGAUUGUGGAGUUUGCCAAGCGGCUACCAGGCUUCACCACGCUCACCAUCGCUGACCAGAUCACCCUCCUCAAAUCUGCAUGUCUGGACAUCCUGAUGCUGAGGAUAUGCACCCGUUACACACCAGAGCAGGACACGAUGACCUUCUCCGAUGGCCUGACUCUCAACAGGACACAGAUGCAUAACGCCGGCUUUGGUCCACUCACAGAACUGGUGUUUGCCUUCGCCAGUCAGCUGCUUCCUUUAGAGAUGGACGACACUGAGACGGGGCUGCUUAGCGCCAUCUGCCUGAUCUGUGGAGAUCGUAUGGACCUGGAGGAGCCGGAGAAGGUGGAUAAGCUGCAGGAGCCACUGCUAGAGGCUCUGAAGAUCUACACCCGCCGCAGACGCCCGAACAAGCCUCAUAUGUUUCCGCGCAUGCUGAUGAAAGUUACGGAUCUCAGAGGAAUCAGCACCAAAGGUGCAGAGAGAGCCAUCACACUGAAGACAGAGAUUCCAGGGCCCAUGCCUCCUCUCAUCAGGGAGAUGCUGGAGAACCCCGAAGCUUUUGAGGACAGCAGUGAUUCAGGGGACAGUGCAGCCGCAGCUGAACCCCCAGCUGAACCCCCAACUGCACCCUCCGCCGCUCCCGCCAUUCAAGCCAUCAAGCAAGAGGAAAAAGCCACGUAUGAGUCGGCCGUCGAAGAGGAAGAGGAGGAGGAAGAGGACGACUACUGGGACGAGGAAAGAGAGCGAGGGCUGGACAGUGACGGGGAGCUGUGGGGAGAGGCGGCCGCGAUGAAAGCCGUGACUGGGAAAGCACAGUGAGAGAAACACAAUGACGCUGCUUCCUCUUCCCCCGGGUCACUGAGCCGCCACCCAGCAACAUCUCCGAGAAAACCUCAUGAUAUCAGGCUCUUAUAUAGAAACAUGUGGCAUACAGCACAUAUUUACAUAUACUGUACAUAUACCGGACUGAGAUUAAAAAAUGUGUUUUAAUCAGCAGAGGAAACAAGGAAUGGUAGAAGCUAAAGCACUAAAUGUCAGUGGAUGGAGGAGAGCGCCAUUUAAAACUCGCUGUGCCAAAAUGAGACUGUCUAAAAGAUAUUUCAAAAGUGUUUUGUCCACACGGGGAGGAACGAGAGGCGGUGGACAGAAGAAAUGCACUCCUCUAUAAGGGCUAUGCUGUGUAUAAAAUUGAUGGUAAAAUGCAUUGGAGCAACCGAUCUCUACACGAUGGAGUCCAUAUGCCGCAAAUGUCUUCUCAAAAUUCCUUUUAUUCCUAUUCAGAGAUAUGCUUCUUAUUUUUUUAUUGUAUGGUUUUUGUCCUAAGCAUGUACACAUUUCUGUGUUUUUGUCUUCAUGCCUGUUUGUGGGACUGUUUUUAUAUCUUCACUUACUCCUGCUCAUAUUUGACGCGACUCACAUGUUUUUUAAGCUUAAGUGUCUAAUUUUAUGCGUUUGUGCUUUAGUGGACACAGUAAAAACAGUAAUAGCAAAUAUCAUAGGACAGAGCAUAGCAAGAGCAGGACUCAAACUCACAAUGUGACAAGCACAUUGGUAUGUAAAUAAAUCUAUGAAUCCACAAAAUCAUGUUGAAGAGAAUAAUCCUGUGAUUUCAACUCUGGUGCUUUUGAUCCAAAUAAGAUUUUGAGAUAGAAUGCAAAAGAAAUACAGGGACAAAAUUCCGCCUCUCAACAAGAACCAACACUUUAAUAAAGGGGUAGAUUUCAUGUCAAUCUCAGGUUGAUUGUAUCAGGGUCUCGUCUCACCUGUCGUAAAAAAGUAAGAAUAGUUGGUAGGAACGCUCUGGUGUAACUUCCUCAUCUUCAAAGGAAAAAUCUUCUUACAUCAAGUAGCAGGAAAGUUGUUGACUCCGAUGUAUUCGCUCUUUGUACAUUAACCAGGUACAGGUAAGCCAUAUGAAAUUAAUUUUGUAAGAAUGGGCAAAUACAAUUAACUAAACAGACAAAACCCUUAAAAGCUGUUUACGUCACAGAAAACCUCAGGUGUGUAUCUGUAUGUGUGUGUGUGAGUGUGUGUAACUGAGAGCAUUUAAGAAUACAUAGAGUGAUGUUACUGACGCUAAUCCACAGCGAGCAUCUAUGCAAAAGUAAAAUUGGCAUAUCUUAAAAAUGCACACAAAAUGGGCUUUAUUGCAAAAAAAGUAAACAGAAAGAAAGAAGGCAUUCCCCUGAAGACGUCUGGUGUACAAGCUGAUCUAAAACUACAGUGAUGGCAACUAAUAUUGAACUUGAAAUCUCUGACGCAGCAGCCGUCCAACAAAAUCAAAUGUUGGAAACAAAUCUUUUCCAUUGGACGACCGGCCACGCUGAAGUUUAGGAACCACGGUUUCACAUGAUGUGUGUUCAUGUCUGCUGUAAUGACUGAUGCAACCAACGUGGAUUUUGUAAUAAAUACCUAUAAUCUGCUUUUCAUUGAAACGUUACAAGUUUUUUUUUUUUCAUGUAACAUAUAUGAAGUCAUUGUUUGUGUAAUGAAAUUCAGUGCACUCUGUCUUAUUGGAAUCUUCCACCAGCACGUCCUUCCUCUCGGCAUAAAUCAUUGAAACAUGCUCGAUGUACUUUAACAAUAUGAGGGAUAAAAUUAGUUUCACAUAACCGGCUCCUAUAUUAUCACUGUGACAAUAAACCACCUGCCAACUCUACAUACAAUGUUAUUUUGUAUUUAAAUAUGUUUCUAUAUCAUAUAAUCAUCAUAAUCUAUGAUUAAUAGUUUUCCAUUGUUCAAAACUGUUCCUCUUCUCUCAUUUGAGCUGGUGCAAUAAAAAGCCUUUGAGGAGACCAAAAACAUGUGUAAAUAAAAAAAAAGACCAAAGACAGAUAUUACAUUAUUAUUGGAUUAAAAAACAAAAUAACUCAAGAAAAUUAAAUAUGAGAGCCAAUGAUACAUGGAUGAAUAAUGAACUGUGGGCUGCAAGAGAUUCAUCAUGAUCUCAAUGACGUUCAAAGCUGGAAUCAUUUUAUCUCUGUAUUUUAUGCUUUUAAUUGUUUUCUCAUUUCUUUUUAUCUGAUGUCUUUUUUUGUAUCCACAGACUCUGUAGUGUACAAAUAACGUGUUCAUGUUCAGGGAUUCACACACCUCACAAGCUCUGCUUCAGGUGGACUUGAACCAAAAUAGCUCUGAUACAUAUUCACACACACACACACACACACACACACACACACACACACACACAAAUAAUAUAUCUGCUCUUCUUCAAACAUUUUCACGUAAAGUUAAUACCUUUUUUGUCAAUUUGUUGCUUAUUGUUUGCUCUGUUGUUAUUUGUUGAUUUAUUCCGUUGUAUUUUUAUAAAGGAUCUUUUUGUUCUCA
Platichthys flesus (European flounder) is the source of this 4413-nucleotide messenger RNA. RefSeq names its product retinoic acid receptor gamma-A-like. Bases 418 to 1905 code for a protein of 495 amino acids. The record is from RefSeq and is a predicted model, not a curated record. Gene Ontology annotation, biological process: retinoic acid receptor signaling pathway; cellular response to corticotropin-releasing hormone stimulus; regulation of transcription by RNA polymerase II. The transcript is spliced from 8 exons. Gene Ontology annotation, molecular function: zinc ion binding; RNA polymerase II cis-regulatory region sequence-specific DNA binding; nuclear receptor activity. NCBI's taxonomy places the organism in Eukaryota, Metazoa, Chordata, Actinopteri, Pleuronectiformes, Pleuronectidae. Gene Ontology annotation, cellular component: transcription regulator complex; nucleus.